AUGAUUCCUCUCUCUCCAGUCUCACGAAAACGUUCUACGCCGUCACCGAGCGACGACGAUACUACUAUGGAUGAGCCCUUAAGCAAGAAGAGAUGCGUAGAAGCCACUCUUCCCCGAACGCCGCCACCAGAGGAGCCACUUAAUAUACACGUGGAUAGGACACUGUUCUUCGACGACGAUCCAAAGCAGCUCCUCUCACGAUCUGUCGCAAUUGCAUUGCAGCAUGUUGGCUUUGACGGGGCUACUCCAGAAGCCCUGGAAGCAUUUUGUGGAGAAGUUGAAGAGUACGCGGCACACCUCCUCUCCAAGGUGGCAACACACAUGAUCAAUUCAAGAAGAAUACAUCCUAUGCCGUUCGAUUUUGAAUACGCCCUUUCCCGAUUCGACCUACCACUUUUAUCCCUAGAACCACAUCUCAAAAAUCCCGUCGAUUCAUCUAAACUACACAUCCAACUUGAGGCAGACCCUCCAGAAGCGGGCAGUACAGUUUCCAUAGAUGCUUUGUUUGCAAACGAGCUCAGCGGAGCACCGGAGAAGAAGGCAAAGAUAUAUAUUCCGAAGAGAUUUCCCUCAUUUCCCAGCAAGCAUACCUACAGAUGGACGGAGAAAGAGUCUAGUCGCGAGACAGACCCGAGGAAGAUUCGGGAGGAAGCUUCUAAAUCAGCGAGACAGGGUGAAGAAGCACUUCGUCGUUUCGUUAAUGUGAGUAAGGCUGGGAAGGAGAAGAACGUCAAGAAGGCCGCAAGUAAAGAUCCGAAAAGUAAGGAGAGGCAUGAGUUAUGGGAGAAGACAAUGGAAGACUUCAUGGCUGGCAAGAGAAAAUCGGGGCUUGAGAAGCCAAAUGAAAACGAUGAUCGGAGCAUGAUCGUCAAUUCGGAUAGGGUGUAUUAUCGAAAAGGAGCGUUGGCGAAAAGGAAGCCCCCCGCAGAGAUAUCAUAA
Messenger RNA from Venustampulla echinocandica, 939 nucleotides. RefSeq lists its product as uncharacterized. The transcript has 2 exons. The coding region runs from base 1 to 939 and encodes 312 amino acids. NCBI's taxonomy places the organism in Eukaryota, Fungi, Ascomycota, Leotiomycetes, Helotiales, Pleuroascaceae. Gene Ontology annotation, cellular component: transcription factor TFIID complex. Gene Ontology annotation, molecular function: protein heterodimerization activity. The record is from RefSeq and is a predicted model, not a curated record. Gene Ontology annotation, biological process: transcription initiation at RNA polymerase II promoter.